AUGAUCGCCGCUGUUGAUUGUACGCUUUCCAAACGUACAGUAUCGACAUUUUCUUCUCCAUAUUCUUUGUUUAUUCUUCUUUCCGUUUUAAUUCUUUCAAUUCCUCAAAUCGAUGCGCAAGUUUCUUUAACUUCAAUCAAUUCGAACGCAUGUCAAUGCGAUCAAACAUUGAAUCUUCUCGCACGAUCGGAAUACUUUCGUUUAACAACAAAUAUUCCCAAUGAUCAAUUAAUUCUCUCGAAUCUUUUUGCAUCACCUUACACAUUAUCCCUAAUUCGAAGCACCACAACAACACCAACGUUGACAUUUACAUUCAGCAGAGGCCCAGUCGACCUUUCAGCCAUUCGAAUUAGUGGUUUAACCGGUGAAUUUACUGCUGAUAUCACAACGAGAACAGCAUCGGGCACCAGUACAACAUCAACCGGACCUGUUCAAUCGACGAACGGUGUUAUUAGUCGAUGUUUAUCGCGAGUGACUGAUAUCGUCAUUAAAAUGGAGAGUAUUCCCAUUUCCACGUCCAAACAAGACUUCCAAAUCUAUCUCUCAGCAUGCGAAACGACAUUGCCAUGCAAUUGCACGCCUAUUUAUGACAUUAUGCAAGAUCCCACGUAUUUACAACGAAUUGAAGUCAGUGAAGCAAGUGAACAGCUGGGCACAUUGCGUGAAAUGAUUAUUCGCAAUAACAAAACUGGUUUUCAAUUUAAUCCAUCGUCCACUUCUCGAAACAUUCGCGUUUAUUUCAAAAAGGCAAUUCACAUGGGACUCGUUCAAAUCGUCACACCACGCAGCAAUGUGAAACAAAUCCGUCUAUCGUAUCUCGAUGAAAACAAUCAAACCAUAAAAAAUCCCUCAUUCCAAAAUUGGGGAAUCAAUUAUGUCAGUGAGUACGGACGAGAAAACAAUUCUUUGGAUAAAUUAUGUCCAAGCAUCCCAUUCAACGGUAUUCGAGUGGAAAUCUUACAAACAGAUUCCACACCUGUAGCGUUGAAUGUGACAUUGAAAGUUUUUGUCCGAAUUUGCGAUGGAGAAGGUGGACGAAGAUCAUUGUGCCAUGAGAGUAAUAUUUUAACGCGAGACAACGUGAAGAAAUAUCAAUUUCAAUCGAUUCAAUGUUUGUCGGCCAUGGCACAGGGCUAUGAAAAUCUCAAUGGUGAAAAUUGCCGAUUGAAAAACCCGGAAGUUUUGGUCAAAUUCAAUGAAUAUCAACAAGUUUAUGCAUCGAAAAUUCAAGUUCAACGUGAUCAUCCAAUAUAUCCUGGCAAUGUUCGACAGAUUCAAGCGCAAUUCUACGAUUCAAAUGAUACACUCAUCGUUGAUCAAGUUACUGGUGAACCAGUGACAUGGACAUCACCACAAGAUGAUCCAACUAUUUUGGGAGAUUUUCAAGACAUCCGGGGCAUGUUGAUCAAAGUUUUGAAAACCGAUAACAAUGCUGCCGUUCAACGACUUCGUCUUCGAGUGCUUGGAUGUUAUUCCGGAGUCAAAUUGGCUACAUAUAUCAUCCCAGCUUCACGUACUACAAGAACAGCUGCUACACUAAAAUCAUGCCCAAAUUCAACUGAUUUGAUGGCAAUUCCAACGAACAAAAUCAUCGCUAUGGUACUCAAUGGACAAAAAUCAACAGAUUAUGCAGCAUUGUCACCGACAUCGGCUGGUUUGACAGCCAAAUCUGGUACUAAAGUUCAAACGUGGACCAUCGAUACCAAAACAAUUGAUGCUGUUACAAGUAUCGGUUUAAUCAACUCACCAAAUGUAGUAGGACCCAUUCGAUACACAUUAUACGAUAGUUUCGAUGGAGAGACAACAGUUAUUGGCAACUAUGUUGGAGAAAUUAUUCCUGUUAACAUGGAAGACAUUCAACGAAUUGAGAUUACAACGGACAAGGCAACACUCGAUGGUCAACCACCACGCAACCUUAAACUUGUUCUCAAUGGUUGUUUCAAGGAAGAAUUAUUAAGAACUAAAGCUCAGAUUGAAGCUGAUACAACACAAGCCUCAGUUACAAAAAUCGCUAAUCGGCCACAAUGCGAUGAAAAGAACAUCCUUCAACGUUAUAAUGUUCAUUCGAUAACAUCCAAAGAUAUUAUCUCCGAUUUCACCAACAUCUAUAUCGGCACAAAAGGUUUGACAUUUAAGAAAGCAGAUCCAAAAGUGCUGAUCAAAUUUGUUCCCAAUGAUAUUUUUGUUACAAAAAUGUACGCUGAAGUUGAUAACAAAACAGGUGUUACCGAUCUUAAAACCAUCAGCAAUGUUCGACAAAUCUGUGUGACUUUAUACAACUACAAUUUAACACAAUUAACUUAUUCAAAUGGUACACUUGUACCUGAGCUAGUUUCGUCCAAAGACGAUCCAAUAAUCGAAGGCUGGUACGAAGGCGUUAAGGCCGUUAGCGUACGUCUCUGUAAUACAACAGAUGAUGCGGCACCACGACACUUUCGAUUUGCUGUCGUCGGUUGUUUUUCAUCCAGUGCAACUUACAUUAUUGGUCAAACAGGAGUAACAAUAAAAUCAGGAACAAAAACUACUGCUGGCCACGCUUGCUCCGAUCCACUCAAUCUUCUUACCAAACCAAGCGAUUACAUUCGUGCAGUCAAAGCCAACAAUGUUGCUGUCGACCGAGACUUGUUCAAAGAUGGUGUGACAACCGGUUACACAUUUCCAACAAAAGCAAAUUCAUAUUCAAUUCUCGUGGAAUUCAGUGUUCCAUUAACUGUUGAUCGUAUGGGAAUCCUUCCAGGAGCAGGCGGAACCAAUGUCAACGACUUCGUUGCUACACUUGAUCAAUCUCCUGAUUAUCCUGAAUAUCCCGGUCAAGCUGGAACAUUGAUUCAGGCUGAUGCCGACAACAAACAACGAUCAUAUACAAUUCAAUUCGAUAUCGCUAAAACAGCUGACGGAUCACCACCGAAGAACGUUCGACUCUAUAUUGAUGGUUGUAAUCCUCUUAGAGUUGCAACUAAAGCUCAAAUUGAAGCUGAUGGAACAACAACCAAGAGCGCUUCUCAAUGUGAUCCAAAGAACAUCAUGUUAGAAGAAAACAUGCAAGAAUACUACUCACCAAAUAUUCUCCGCGAUCUCUCAAAAGCAUAUGAAAAUCGUACCGGUGUGACCUUUAUUACUCAACAUCCAACUGUUCGAGCAUACUUCAAAGGAACAGUCAGUAUCUCAACAGUGGCUUUACAAGCAACUUACAAUGAGAAAACAACAAACAUUGCUAAAUUCAGUCUAUACUAUUUGAAUGCCGACGGUACACCAUAUCUCGAUCCAGUGACUGGAAAAGUGUUAACAUACACAAGUGAUUCCAACUUGGCGAUUCAGCAUGACAUUAUUCCGAAUUUGAGAGGACUUAACGUAACAGUUCUUGAAACAACCGGAGGUCUACCAUCCUACUUUCGACUGAAAGUCUUAGGAUGCUUCAAAGCUACUAAUAUAAAUCCAAUCUUUCUUACACAAAGUACACCAUCAUCAACUACACCGUCGUCAACUGCACCACCUGCAAAUAUCAGUGUUGUUGGAACAACAGUUGCUAAAUCAAUGCUAUGUGACAAAAAAAAUAUUUUAGUACGUGAAAAUAUGGAGAAAUUUUCGUCGCCAGCAGCUCCUUUCUCCGAUUUUACUCAAGCGUAUAAAGACUUGAAAGGUGAAAACUUAAGAGUCGGCUACGAUCAAGUAAUCAAUGCCGUUUUCAACAAUCACAUUUGUGUGUCCGACGUGAGUGUUCAAGUCAAUGCUACUGGUCGUUCAUCAUCAAAUGUUGCACAAAUCGAAGUCAGUUAUCUCAAUGUCAACAAGAGCGAUCUACUAGACGCAGAUGGAACUAAAGUUGUUCUACGUUCACCGCUUAACGAUCCAACAAUUGUUGAACAUUCAAUGCGAUGUGGAAUUCUAGGUGUCAAUAUUAAAAUCCUCCGUACAUCCGAUCAACAAGCACCAAAAGCUGUGCGAGUGAUGGUUGAGGGUUGCUACAAACCAGUCGACUAUUAUCUAACGACUACCACACCCAUCGCUACUCAACUAUCUAAGAAGACCUCUCCACCUACUACGACACCUGGAGCGGCUAUUUCUUCUUUCCAUAUAGCUUGUACAAAACCAGUGGAUAUGAUCGAUACCGACGAUGUUUAUUUCUCAAAAGUCGCAGUUGAUGGUAAAACAAUUUUACCACCCUAUCCAAGAUCGUUCGACAUGACCAAAUCAUCAAUGACAGUCGAAUUCCAAACUGUUAACGAUGCAACUCUUACAUCAGCCGGUCUUGUGAAUUCAAAAGAUGCUCAAAUCACGCAAAUAUCCGUUGAAAACGAUUACGACAUUGAUACUCGUACAAAUGCACAAGGACUUCAAAUCAAUUAUGAUCCAAAUAUUGAAUUAAAUCAAGGCGUUAUUUUCACGUUGACAGCCGCGAAAACCGGCGUUCAAUAUCCCAAAACAGUCAAACUCUUUCUUCGUGCUUGUGGUAAACCAAUGGCACUCAACACGAAAGCUCAAAUAGAACCUGACACAACGACGACAAAAGCUAGUAUUUCUAAUACAACGCAAGCCGCACAAACCACUACAGUUACUACGACAAUUCGAACUAUGAAAACAAAACCGCCAGUAACCAAACAAUGUGCAAAAAUUAUUGAUAUGUCAACGCAAGCUGAUAAGUUUAUUGCUUCGGUUCAAGUUAACGGCCGAUCAGUAGCACCUAAAACACUUUCCGACACUUUAUCAGUCAGCAAAAUACCCACCACCAUUGAUUUGACAUUCAUAAAGGAAGUCAUUCUUCAAAAUGUUACGAUCCUUAAUCCAGCCGAAUCGAAAAUAACAUCUAUCAGUGCAUUAACCGAUUAUGAUUUCGAGCCAGUGUUGAGUCAGAACGAAUCGAAUCCCAGCGUUGUGUAUACUCCAUAUAUGGAGGAUGUCAUACCAUUAACCGUAGAAAUCUUGAAAGUAGAGGGUAAUUCUCUUCCAAAACAAGUAAAACUCGGAAUUUUUGGCUGUGCCGAUCCAACGACAAUAAAUACAAAAGCACAGACAGAACCAUACACGACAACAAGCAAUACUCAAACUACCGUCGCCGGCGUAACAUCAACAACAUCAUCACUGCCUAAUGUAUCUAGUCAAACCACUACGACUGUACAAACCACCCCGACGCCCCAGACUACUACCAAAACAUCCAGUCCAGUUUGUGAAAACCCUGUCGAGCUUACCUCAUUCGGAUCACAAAUGAUCGCCUCAGUCAAACUCAACAACAAAGACAUUAGUCCCGAUGCACUCAAAGCAUCCUUCGCUCUUUCUACUGUGCCAACCACCGUCGACAUUCUUUUCAUCAAGGAAGUGAUCAUUCAAAACAUCUCCAUUGCCAAUCCUGCUGAAUCGAAGAUCACAUCCAUCAGUGCACUAACUGAUUUCGACGAUGCACCACGUCUGAGCGACAAUCCCAGUAGCCCAAGCAUCAAAUACUCUCCAUACAUGGAAGACGUGAUUCCAUUGUCAGUUACAAUCAAGAAAACCAGUGACGGCACAGUUCCUUCGAACACCCGUUUGAGUAUCAUUGGUUGUGCCAAGCCAACAACGAUCGUAACGAAGGCUCAGAUCGAACAAGACACGACAACAACGAGCAGAACAUCAAGCCAGCCAGGCCAAACAACUCAUCCAGGUCAACCGGAUCUUACGACUCAACCAGGUCAGCCAGGCCAAACAACUCAACCAGGCCAGCCAGGCCAAACUACACAACCAGGUCAACCGGGUCUUACGACACAACCAGGUCAGCCAGGCCUAACGACCCAACCCGGUCAACCGGGCCAAACAACUCAACCAGGUCAACCGGGUCAACCGGGCCAAACAACUCAACCUGGUCAACCGGCCCAAACAACUCAACCAGGUCAACCGGGUCUUACGACACAACCUGGUCAACCGGGCCAAACAACUCAACCUGGUCAACCGGGCCAAACAACUCAACCUGGUCAACCAGGCCAAACAACACAAUCUGGUCAACCGGGCCAAACAACUCAACCAGGUCAACCGGGUCUUACAACACACCAAGGUCAGCCAGGCCAAACAACACAACCUGGUCAACCCGGCCAAACAACUCAACCAGGUCAGCCAGGCCAAACAACACAAUCUGGUCAGCCAGGCCAAACAACACAACCUGGUCAGCCAGGCCAAACAACACAACCUGGUCAACCGGGCCAAACAACACAACCUGGUCAACCAGGCCAAACAACACAAUCUGGUCAACCGGGCCAAACAACUCAACCAGGUCAACCGGGUCUUACAACACACCAAGGUCAGCCAGGCCAAACAACACAACCUGGUCAACCCGGCCAAACAACUCAACCAGGUCAGCCAGGCCAAACAACACAAUCUGGUCAGCCAGGCCAAACAACACAAUCUGGUCAGCCAGGCCAAACAACACAACCUGGUCAACCGGGCCAAACAACACAACCUGGUCAACCGGGCCAAACAACACAACCUGGUCAACCGGGCCAAACAACACAACCAGGUCAACCGGGUCUUACGACACAACCAGGUCAACCAAGCACCACCACUAAACAGUGUGCUGAAAUGGAAGCCAUCGAUGAACCAACUAGCAAGAAGAUCAUUGUCACACCGAACGAGCUACCACAAGACAAGAAGGCAGAUCUUCAACCAACAUCGAAGAAUGGUGUAUCAUUCCCAACCAACGACAGAACACCAACAUUCAUUGUGAACUUCGACAAACCAGCGGAAGUACAAUCGGUCACCAUUCCACGUGACAAGACUCAAGGUGCUAAUAUUGAACAGUUCCAAGUGACACUCUUCUUCCCCAAUGGGUCGAAGGUGAACCCAACACCAAUUCAGUCAACGAACAGUCCGAAAGAUGACAAAUCGAAACCAGCCACAGUUGAUUCGAGCAAACUUCCGUCGAACACUCCAACGUCGAAGGUGGAAGUGACAGUCGUGAAAACAACAGAUGGCGAAUCACCGAAAGGUGUAGUGUUGAGUGUGAAAGCAUGCACGGAAUCAUCGACAACCCCAUCAGCAAUAUCGACAUCUGCGGUCACAACGAGUACAACAGCGAAAAUAUCAAGUGCAGUCUGUGAAAACCCUGUCGAGCUCACCUCAUUCGGAUCACAAAUGAUCGCCUCAGUCAAACUCAACAAGAAAGACAUUAGUCCCGAUGCACUCAAAGCAUCCUUCGCUCUUUCUACUGUGCCAACCACCGUCGACAUUCUUUUCAUCAAGGAAGUAAUCAUUCAAAACAUCUCCAUUGCCAAUCCUGCUGAAUCGAAGAUCACAUCCAUCAGCGCACUAACUGAUUUCGACGAUGCACCACGUCUGAGCGACAAUCCCAGUAGCCCAAGCAUCAAAUACUCUCCAUACAUGGAAGACGUGAUUCCAUUGUCAGUUACAAUCAAGAAAACCAGUGAUGGCACAGUUCCUUCGAACACCCGUUUGAGUAUCAUUGGUUGUGCCAAGCCCACAACGAUCGUAACGAAGGCUCAGAUCGAACAAGACACGACAACAACGAGCAGAACAUCAAGCCAGCCAGGCCAAACAACUCAACCAGGUCAACCGGGUCUUACGACUCAACCAGGUCAGCCAGGCCUAACGACUCAACCCGGUCAGCCAGGCCAAACAACUCAACCAGGUCAACCGGGUCUUACGACUCAACCAGGUCAACCAGGUCUAACAACUCAGCCAGGUCAACCGGGUCUAACAACACAACCUGGUCAACCCGGCCAAACAACUCAACCAGGUCAGCCAGGCCAAACAACUCAACCAGGUCAACCGGGUCUAACAACACAACCAGGUCAACCGGGUCUUACGACACAACCAGGUCAGCCAGGCCAAACGACUCAACCAGGUCAGCCAGGCCUAACGACUCAACCAGGUCAACCGGGUCUAACGACACAACCAGGUCAGCCAGGCCUAACGACUCAACCAGCUCAACCAGGCCAAACAACUCAACCAGGUCAAGCGGGUCUUACGACACAACCUGGUCAACCGGGCAUAACGACACAACCAGGUCAGCCAGGCCAAACGACUCAACCAGGUCAACCGGGCCAAACGACUCAACCUGGUCAGCCAGGUCAACCGGGCCAAACAACACAACCAGGUCAACCGGGUCUUACGACACAACCUGGUCAACCGGGUAUAACGACACAACCAGGUCAGCCAGGCCAAACGACUCAACCAGGUCAACCGGGUCUUACGACACAACCAGGUCAGCCAGGCCAAACGACUCAACCAGGUCAACCGGGUCUAACAACACAACCAGGUCAACCGGGUCUUACGACACAACCAGGUCAGCCAGGCCAAACGACUCAACCAGCUCAACCAGGCCAAACAACUCAACCAGGUCAAGCGGGUCUUACGACACAACCUGGUCAACCGGGCAUAACGACACAACGAGGUCAGCCAGGCCAAACGACUCAACCCGGUCAGCCAGGCCAAACAACUCAACCAGGUCAACCGGGUCUUACGACACAACCAGGUCAGCCAGGCCAAACGACUCAACCCGGUCAGCCAGGCCAAACAACUCAACUAGGUCAACCGGGUCUUACGACACAACCAGGUCAGCCAGGCCUAACGACUCAACCAGCUCAACCAGGCCAAACAACUCAACCUGGUCAACCGGGCCAAACAACUCAACCUGGUCAACCGGGCCAAACAACACAACCAGGUCAAGCGGGUCUUACGACACAACCUGGUCAACCGGGCCAAACAAGUCAACCAGGUCAGCCAGGCCAAACAACUCAACCAGGUCAACCGGGUCUAACAACACAACGAGGUCAACCGGGUUUUACGACACAACCUGGUCAACCGGGCCAAACAACUCAACCUGGUCAACCGGGCCAAACAACACAACCUGGUCAACCAAGCACCACCACUAAACAGUGUGCUGAAAUGGAAGCCAUCGAUGAACCAACUAGCAAGAAAAUCAUUGUCACACCCAACGAGCUACCACAAGACAAGAAGGCAGAUCUUCAACCAACAUCGAAGAAUGGUGUAUCAUUCCCAACCAACGACAGAACACCAACUUUCGUUGUGAACUUCGAGAAACCAGCGGAAGUACAAUCGGUCACCAUUCCACGUGACAAGACUCAAGGUGCUAAUAUUGAACAGUUCCAAGUGACACUCUUCUUCCCCAAUGGGUCGAAGGUGAACCCAACACCGAUUCAAUCAACGGACAGUCCGAAAGAUGACAAAUCGAAACCAGCCACAGUUGAUUCGAGCAAACUUCCGUCGAACACUCCAACGUCGAAGGUGGAAGUGACAGUCGUGAAAACAACAGAUGGCGAAUCACCGAAAGGUGUAGUGUUGAGUGUGAAAGCAUGCACGGAAUCAUCGACAACUCCACCAUCAACAUCUACGUCUACAGUUACAACGGGCACAACAGCGAAAACAUCAAACGCAGUCUGUGAAAACCCUGUCGAGCUCACCUCAUUCGGAUCACAAAUGAUCGCCUCAGUCAAACUCAACAACAAGGACAUUAGUCCCGAUGCACUCAAAGCAUCCUUCGCUCUUUCUACUGUGCCAACCACCGUCGACAUUCUUUUCAUCAAGGAAGUGAUCAUUCAAAACAUCUCCAUUGCCAAUCCUGCUGAAUCGAAGAUCACAUCCAUCAGUGCACUAACUGAUUUCGACGAUGCACCACGUCUGAGCGACAAUCCCAGUAGCCCAAGCAUCAAAUACUCUCCAUACAUCGAAGAUGUGAUUCCAUUGUCAGUUACAAUCAAGAAAACCAGUGACGGCACAGUUCCUACGAACACCCGUUUGAGUAUCAUUGGCUGUGCGAAGCCAACAACGACCGGCACGACGGCUCCAGUCGAACAAGACACGACAACAACGAGCAGAACAUCCAGCCAGCCAGGCCACACCACUACCUCCGGACAACCAUCUGCACCUGGCCAAACAGCUAUCUCCGAACAGCCAUCACAACCUGCGCAGACUAGUUCCACUGGAACAUUUACAACUUCGUUUUCAGUGUCUACCUUCCUCGGUUCCAGCCCUACUUCAACAAUCACUGGCACUACUAAGAAACAAUGCGCGGAAAUGGAAGCCAUUGAUGAACCCACCAGCAAAAAGAUCACUGUCUUCCCAGAUGAUAUCCCCCAAAACAAGAAAACCGACUUUCAACCAACAUCAAACACUGGUGUCUCCUUCCCAUCGAAUGACAAGAAACCGACGAUCACAGUCAACUUCGACAAGCCAGCCGAAGUACAAUCGGUGACCAUUCCACGUGACAAGACGCAAGGUGCUAAUGUCGAACAGUUUGAAGUGACGUUCUACUCCCCCAACGGAUCGAAAGUGAACCCAACACCGAUUCAAUCAACUGACAGUCCGAAGGAUGACAAGUUGAAACCACCCACGGUGGACUCGAGCAAGAUUCCAGCCGAUACUCCAGUGUCGAAAGUACAGGUCACAGUUGUGAAGACUACUGAUGACGAAUCACCGAAAGGAGUGGUGCUGAAAGUACGAGCCUGUGUUGAACCAACUACUGGUGCUUCAGGACAACCAACACAGCCCGGACAGACCGGCGGUUCAGGACAGCCAACACAACCAGGUCAAACACCUGCUUCCGGACAACCAACACAACCAGGCCAGACCGGCGGUUCAGUACAGCCAACACAACCAGGUCAAACCGAUGCCGCUGGCGCAACAUCAGCUGCUUCUUUGUUGUCGACAUUGUUCAGUUCAACUACAACUUCGAUAAUUACUGGCACAACAAAGAAACAAUGCGCGGAAAUGGAAGCCAUUGAUGAACCCACCAGCAAAAAGAUCACUGUCUUCCCAGAUGAUAUCCCCCAAAACAAGAAAACCGACUUUCAACCAACAUCAAACACUGGUG
Molecule: messenger RNA, 10813 nt
Organism: Adineta ricciae
Lineage: Eukaryota; Metazoa; Rotifera; Eurotatoria; Adinetida; Adinetidae
Source: the annotation of a GenBank genome assembly